GUGCAUGUCUGUGCAUGUGUAUGUGCACUCGUGUGUGGACAUCCGUGUGCCCACGUGUGUGGAUGUGUGGAUACAUAUGUGCACACAUGUGUACGUGUGGUGUGCACAUGUGUGUGCACGUGUGUAUGCACGUGUGUGUGCUGGGUGACGUGCACAGCAGAAGCUCAGAAGGACUCAGGAUGGGGGGCUGUGAGGAGGGCAGGGCUGCUGGAGCCUCGCCCACCAAGCUGCACUGUGGUCUCCAGAACUAGCUCUCUAGCUACGAGGUCCUCUCCUGGGGGGAUGGGACAAGGCGGGUGACAAGGCGGCUGCAUUCUGAGGGGUGGCCAAGGGGGCCUCGAAGGGCAUGGCAUUCCAUUGGCCCUGAGAAGCUAGCCCACCCCUGGACAGAUGGCUCGGAGCCCAGCCAGGGCAGGGACAGCAUUACAGGGACACGUGUGAGCAUGUGUGGGAAGGGUCUUCUUACUGCCAGGGUUUCCUAGGGCGGGUGGACCUGCCCUGACAGGAAAUGAGCCCCCUGUUCCUGGAAGUAUCCAAGCAGAUCCAGGGACCCAGGACAACACUGGCCCUACUCUGCCCAGCCGCUGGUCCCAGAAGCAAAACCAGAAAAGCAAACCACUCAUCCUCUGCCCAACACUGACCCUGGCGAGGAGGCCGCCUAGCACCCAGCUCUGCGGACCGCGGCUGCCCCAGGAGCUCCUUCUUCCCGGCCUGCAAGAACCCUGCAGCCCAAGCCCGCUGGGUGUGGACUGGACGGAGAGGCAGCUUCCUCAGUCCAGCCGCUGCCAGAUGCCUUCUCAGAGGCACUGGACCGCAGCAAUCACUCGGCAAACCCACCCUCGCAGGACUCUAAUACUGACCUGAGCAGGCAGCCUCGGGGGUCACUGGCAGGUGCGGUCGUUGGAGAGGCCUGGAGGCUGGUCAGGCGAGGUGGCCUGCCUUCUCUGGGCCUUCGCGCAAAGCCCCGCAGAGAAAAGGGACAGGACAUCGACUCAGUGCAGCAGCGUGUCAGGCCAGGCGUCCAGGUGCCUAAGUCGAGUUACCUUGAAUCCACUGCUGAGUCAUUUCAGUUACUAACUCCUCCCUCUCCACCCUGGAUGUUCUUUGACUCCCGUUUCUUAAAAGAGCAAAGGGUGGGAAUGCUUGGAAAUGAGGUUGCGGUUGUCAGGAUCUUUGGGGGCAGGGGUGAGUGCAGCGGGGUUAAUGAAGUCACAGGCUGAGACUUAACAGGUGUACUGGGGCCAGACAGACACUCCUUGAAUCCGCCCGCACAUGGGGCUGUCGUCCUGCGAAAGCGGGGAGCCCCUGGAGGUUCGGGAGCAGAGGAGAAUCGGUUUCCAGUCGUCUCCAAGUAACGCUGCUGGGGACUGGACUAUUUUCCAUUUCUCCCGCAAAAUUUCACAGCCUAGGCCAGGGAAGUGUUGGAGGCUCUCCCAAAUUAGAGGUGGAAUCUCCGGGGUCAGUCCGAGUCUUCAAGCGCCAGGGAAGGCGCGAGGGGCUCGCGCUCCCAGAGGGGCCAGGGGGCGACGCUGCGGGAGACCCGGGGGCGCUCCUGCGUCCGUAGCGCCGGGAGUGACCGCCAGGUGCCGCUGCGACCCCUGGGCUCGCCGACCUAUGCCCCGCCCUCCGAGGAGAAAGCGAAAGCCGCUAGCGCCGCGGCGUGGGACGAACCACUGAGAGCGUGGAGAGGGGCGCCGCGGCGAGAGGCGGUACUUCGGCCCGCGGCGACAGGCGCGUCGCCCCCUCAGCCGGCCUCGCGAGAUGGUUCGUUCCGCCCGAGCAAUUCAAGGGUUCCCAGGCGGGCCGGCAGAGCAGUGGAAUCAGGGCCGCCGGCUGCAACGCUGCGCGCGGAACCAGCACCCGCGCUGACUGCUCUCCCGCGCCCGGCGCCCGCUGCCACGAUGCUGGAGCUGCUCGUAGCGCUGCUGGCCCUGGCCCUCGCCUACUUCGCGUUGCUGGACGGCUGGUACCUCGUGCGCGUGCCGUGCGCCGUGCUGCGCGCGCGCCUCCUGCAGCCGCGCGUCCGCGACCUCCUGGCUGAGCAGAGCUAUGCGGGCCGCGUGCUGCCUUCGGACUUGGACCUGCUGCUGCACAUGAACAACGCGCGCUACCUGCGCGAGGCCGACGUGGCACGCAUUGCGCACCUGGCCCGCUGUGGUGUGCUCGAGGGGCUGCGCGCUCUCGGGGCGCGCGCCGUGCUGGCCGCUUCCUGCGCGCGCUACCGCCGCUCGCUGCGUCUGUUCGAGCCGUUCGAGGUGCGCACGCGCCUUCUGGGCUGGGACGACCGCGCCUUUUACAUGGAGGCUCGCUUCAUCAGCCUGCGCGACGGCUUCGUGUGCGCGCUCCUGCGCUCCCGCCAGCAUGUGCUGGGCACCUCGCCAGAGCGAGUCGUUCAGCACCUGUGCAAGCGCAGGGUGGAGCCCCCGGAGCUGCCAGCUGACCUGCAGCACUGGAUCGCCUACAAUGAGGCCAGCAGCCAGCUGAUUCGGGCCGAGAGUGGGCUCCACGACGUUCUCAAGGAGCAGUGACUGCCACGGCCUGCCUGCCCUGCCCACCAGCCUUAACCUGGAGGCAGCAUGGGCCGGCUGGACUGGGCCCUGUUUGAAGUGGAGUGGCCUUGCGACCCGCCCAGCCCCCUCACAUGCUCACGGCCCUCCCCCGUCCCCAUUAUUGGUGCCCCUCCGUACCCCAUCCCACGCCGAGCACGGGGUGGGGGUGACGCAGGCACCCAGCCAGCUCUGCCCUCGGGGUGAUAACAGUGGGCAAACUGGGGCCCAGGGCCCUUGGUAUGCAGGCAGCAGGGGGUCAGGUGGGUCGCCUUAUAGGUGAAGCCAGGCUUCCGUGCUCUGAGUGGGCAGGGUGCCUGAAGCAGGGAACGGGCUGGGGUUGCCCUGAGCGCCAGAGCUUGGAGUCUGAGGCUGGCCACUGGGUGUGAGGCCAGAGCAGUCCUGGGUGUAAGGCCGGGGGCAGGGCAGGGAGCUGGCCAAGGCCUGGGCCCUGAUGUGGGCCCCGAGGAGCUGGAAGGAUCAGAGCAGCAUUUCAAGGCAGAUCCCUCUGCUGCACGUGAGGGCAGGGCAGAGUGUGGCCGGCUAGGGGCCAGGCAGACCGGCCCAGGGUGCUCGGGAGAGAGGCCUGGUCACCGGGCGCUAGGGUGGUGGCAGGGCCUGCAGCAGGGGCUUCGGGCCUUGGAGACUAUGGUGGGCCCAGCGCAGGUCAGAUGUGCAGCGACUCCAGUGGAGGUGGUGAGCUGUCAUAGCUGGGGGUGGGGGUAGGGGUUCCUAGUCGGAACCUGCUGCUGAGGAGGGAUUGGGGAGAGGUGUGGGGUCCUGCCUGGGUGCCCUCACCCGUCUGCACCCCUUGGUGCCCAUAGGACCGUGCUUUGUGACCCUGGCUGGGGUCCUGCCCUCUCUGGGUCUAUAGUGCCUCUGCCCUCCCGCUGGGGCUGUCCUUGCCUGACUUGACGUCCUGCCCGGCUGUUGAUUUGUUUGUUUCUUCCUGCACUGAGAGCUGCUUCCCACAGUGGGCUGGAGCCGCACAGGGUUUUCCUGGCCUUGCUCGAGCAGCUCUGUCCUGGUGUCACCAGCCUGCUGAGGUGCCCGCUGGGGCCUGCCCGCUCUCCUGCCUAGCAGCUAGGACAAGGGCAGCCUGGGGAGAAGCAGGUACUGGCUCAGGGCCUCGGAGAGUGUGAAGGCAGUGCAGGUGGGCCUCGUCCCUGGCUGGGGACAGAGUCAGAGCUUUGGGGGUAGGUUCUGCCCUGGGCAGGGUGCCUGCUCACGUGUGCCCCUGCAGCGGCCCCCGGGGCAGCUCAGAGGGGCCCAGGACUGCUCCCUGGCCAACCCGUCCACCCCUCGCCAGUGGGGCCAGGAGCAUGGCCACAGCCCUCUUCCUCCCCUGCCCCCACAGCAUUGUCUGCCUCAGCCACUGGGAACACCACAGUUUCUGUUUUAUUUAAGGAAAGCCCAAGAGUAAAGGGCCUUCAAUGUGA
This is a messenger RNA of Capra hircus (goat), 3985 nucleotides long. It is a transcript of the gene THEM6, whose product is annotated as thioesterase superfamily member 6. Bases 1902 to 2528 code for a protein of 208 amino acids. Lineage: Eukaryota; Metazoa; Chordata; Mammalia; Artiodactyla; Bovidae. The transcript has 2 exons. The record is from RefSeq and is a predicted model, not a curated record.